Naegleria gruberi is the source of this 2268-nucleotide messenger RNA. RefSeq lists its product as uncharacterized. Gene Ontology annotation, molecular function: protein binding. Gene Ontology annotation, cellular component: Golgi apparatus. NCBI's taxonomy places the organism in Eukaryota, Heterolobosea, Eutetramitea, Acrasida, Naegleriidae. The transcript has a single exon. The coding region runs from base 1 to 2268 and encodes 755 amino acids. The record is from RefSeq and is a predicted model, not a curated record.
AUGGGAGUAUUGCAAAGUGUAGAGUCGAAACUUGGAAGAAACUCAAAGCCUGUUGGAAACUGGUUAGAAUUACAAAAAGAUUCUUCAUCAAGUAGUGGUGCUGAUUUAAUUCUCUUUCAACCACAUUCGAAUUAUGAGGAAAAACAAGAUUUGGCUCGAGUUUCCAUUAGAAAAUCAACAAAUAAUCCUAAUCUCGCCAAUGAUUUACCUUCUUCCCUUCCAUUUGGGAUUCAUCUACACAAGGCAGUUAUUCUAAACUCAAAGAUAUAUGUUUUUGGCGGGAGUACGAGGAAAGAAUUGAAUUCGAAUAGUUUCUUGGAGUAUAAUAUAGAAAGUAAAAAGUGGAAAGUACUUCCAUCAUUCAUAGAGUGUAGAGAAUUUGAGAAUCAACUUGUUGGUCCUUCUUUACUUUCGUCUACCAACAAUCAGACGAAUCAACUUCCAACUAAUAGUAGAAUUUAUCUGAAUCCUUGUUUCUAUCACUCGGUGAGUGCUUGUCCUAAACGAAACAAGAUUUACGUAUUCGGUGGAAGAACAAGUUCGGUUAUUUCCUCAAAUAAUCUAUACGAAUUUGACGUAAAGACUGAAGAAUGGACGAUUCUAAACCCUGUUCGAAUCUCAAAGAAAAAUAUCUAUUCGAGGGAAAGACUUCCAAGAAGAGAGGGUCAUUCAAGUUUUAUUCGAAAGGAUUGUCUGUACAUUAUUGCAGGUUACGAAUAUAACACUGAUCAAUAUUCGAAUGAGAUUAUUGAGAUUAAUCUUGACAGUCAAACAUGGAAAUUUCUAUCAGAAGAUAUGAAUAUCAAACCAGCGAAUCCCAUGCUUCAAGUACCAAGUGUGCUCUUCUCUUCUGCUUCUUCUCUUCUUUCGUCUACAUCAAACGAAAGAGUUUCGUCCACUGCUCCACAAUUUACUAAACUUGCCUAUCACACCUCUGUGUAUUGUGAAUCAAAGGAUGAAUUGAUAAUCUAUGCAGGUAAGACUAGAGAGAAACCUUUCGGUCCUCUCACCAACUCCCUCCACAUUUAUUCCUUCCAAAAAAAGGAAUGGUCUGCAUUUAGUGCUCCAAAUUUAGUUAAAUCAGGAUUCAUUUCUUAUGAUGAUAAUCGACAAUUUAUCAAAUCUUACAAUAAGGGAGGUAAUUUAUUCAUGGAUCGAUAUUUAAUAGUUUCGAAUGGUUUAAUUAAUGAUCACUACGACAGAAGACAUUACAUUAAUGAAGUGAUGAUUAUUGACAUUCACACCAAUCAAUGGUACAAGAUUAGCAAUUCAAAUUUAUUGAACAUGUACUAUGAUUCGUUUCUGAUAUUUUCUGAAAAGAAAUGCUAUUCAAUUGGUGGAUAUAAUCCAUGCGUUGAGAAACCUCAUCUGGACACCUUGGUUGAGUUGGAUUUACAGAUUUGUGGUGAACAAGAGUUGAUUGGUGGUAUGGAAAGGUUUCUAGAUUCGAAUUUACCAAUGAAAAAGAUUCCUGUAAAGUCGAGAGAAGGAUUCGUAUCCUUGAUACCUUUAAUUUUGAUGAAAAGAUUGGACGAAAGUGAACUAAUGAAGGAAGAUCAAUUAAAGAAUGGAAUUGAGAUGGAAACAAGUGUUAAUUGUGUUGAAUUAUUGAAAGAUUGGCUCGUAGGAAAAGAAUUGAAUGCUGAAUUAUUGGAUUUGAUUGAACUUUUCAGGGCAACUUUACAAUUCAAAAAAUUAGAACAAACUCUUCAUCCCUAUCUCAUUAAUAGGAUUAGAAAAUCACUAAUUUCGAAUAAGGAUAAUGUUGAGGAGGAAUUGAUGUUAUGCGAAUCCAUUCCGAGAUUGAGGCCAAUUUGUGAAGAAGUCAGAAACUCAACUAAUGAUUCUCAACAUGCUUCCUUAGUUGACUUUAAGUUUCCAUUGCAAGAUUUAUUGGACUAUUUUUCCUAUUUGAGAGAGGAAAUUAAAAGUGGAAAACGAAAGGGUGAUUUAACUCUGACAUUAGAAACGAACCGAAACUUGAAACUCUCCAUUGACUCUGAAAUUUGCAUAAUCACUUCCCAAUUCUUCUCCAAACUCAUCAGUGGACAAUUCAAUGAGAGAUUAUCCUCCAAAAUAAUCCUUAACAAUGACAUUACCCUCAAUGAAUCAGAUCUCAAUGACCUGGUUGACCUUCUUUACUUGCAACCUCCUUCCAAUUUAAUGAAAUGCACCAACAGAUUGGAAAUUAUCAAUCAAAUAUUUGUAAUUUCUGAUUUUUAUUGUAUUGAUUGGAUGACCAAUUCAAUGAACUAUCUCAUAUUGUAA